AUGAUUUCUAAUGAACAUUGUUCUUCAUUAUCAGCAAGUUAUCGAUCAGCUAAUAGAUCAUCAAUUCCUAAUAGUCAAAAUGGUCUCAAUCAAAUCAUAACAUUAUCUCCGAUGGGUUUACCAACUCCUAAAUCAAUACCAUCUACUCCAUGUUCUCGAUAUACAAGAAGAAAACAUACGAGUGUACUUAGUCAUGAAAUUCGUAAUGUUUUCAGUAGAAAACCAAGACUAUCUAUAGAAGCUACAAUGGCUAUGAUGGGUUACCGAAUACGUAUGAGCAAAUUCUUAAAUGCUCGACUUGCUUUAGUAAGCGAUAUAAUGUGUUUUCUUGGUAUUACGGGUCUUGUUCUUAUGAUAGCUGAAAAUGAAUUAACAUUCAAUCGUGUUAAUAAUGGAGAUACUCAAGCUAGCUGGUCAAUUAAAUUAAUUAUUAGUGCUACUACAACGAUGCUUCUCGGUCUUAUUUGUUAUUAUCAUUAUUUAGAUUUAAAACUUUAUACGGUUCGAAAUGCUCUUGAAGAAAUUCGUGUUGGUAUAACAAAAAGUAGAAUAUGUUGGUUUAUAAGUGAAAUCGUGAUUUGUGCUGUUCAUCCAAUGCCUCGAUCUAGUCCUCAUUUGAAUUCUGAACUGUUAAGUUCAUAUAUAAGUUUAAAUUCAACUCAUACUCGUUCUCUAUCCUAUACAGCUGUUGAUGUUGGAUUAGGUUUACCAAUGUUUUUACGUCUUUAUUUACUUGGUCGAUCAGUUAUGUUUCAUUCACAUUUAUUUCGUGAUGCAUCAUUACGAUCAAUUAAUUGUCUUAAUCAAGUUUCAAUAAAUUUCUUCUUUCUACUUAAAACCUAUCUUGAACAAUGGCCAGUACGGUGCUUAAUGACAUUUUGUAUUAUUGCCUUUUUUAUUGGAAGUUGGUGUUUGCGUGCAUGUAGUUAUAAAUCAACAGGAGAACAUUUUUCCUUACCGGAUGCAAUGUGGCUUUUUAUUAUUACAUUUACAACUAUUGGAUAUGGAGAUGUAUAUCCCACGUCAUAUUGUGGACGAGGUAUUGCGUCUUUAACUGGAUUGAUUGGUCUUUUAGUAUCUGCUCUACUUAUAACUGUUCUUACACAAAAACUUCAUCUAACUCGUGAAGAAAAAUAUGUGCAUACAUUUGUAUUGAAUACAGAAUUAGCGAAAGAACGUCAAAAUCAUGCAGCAAACGUUGUAAAGUUUUCCAUUAAAAUUUGGUUUUAUAAACGACAAAAUAAAAUGAAAUAUCUUCCAUGUUUACAUGCACAACGGCAUUUAUUUCAAUCAAUAUCGAAUUUAAAACAAAUUAAAAAAACACAAAGAUAUUUAACAGAUCAUUGUGUAGAUUUACAUGAAGUAAUGACAGUACAACGUAAUACAAAUGCACAAAAUGAUGAAACAAUACAACAAAUGACAGAAAUGAAAUGUGACAUGAAACAAAUUGAAGCUAAACUUAAUAAUAUAACAAAUAGAAUGGACAAUUUACAAAUGACUCUUAAUAUGUUAUUGAAUAGAUAA
Messenger RNA from Adineta steineri, 1524 nucleotides. The record is from the annotation of a GenBank genome assembly. Lineage: Eukaryota; Metazoa; Rotifera; Eurotatoria; Adinetida; Adinetidae.